This is a messenger RNA of Tauraco erythrolophus (red-crested turaco), 576 nucleotides long. Lineage: Eukaryota; Metazoa; Chordata; Aves; Musophagiformes; Musophagidae. The record is from RefSeq and is a predicted model, not a curated record.
AUGUACCUCACUGAGGACAAACUGUGGGGAUUUAUUGGUUAUGAUGCUUAUCUGUUUGAAGAUGCGUACCAGAUUGCAGGUCCUUCUUCAGUUAUCAGCAAUGACGAUGAUUCAGCCAGUCCCCUCCACCACAUCUCAAACGGCAGUAACACUCCAUCUUCUUCUGAGGGAGGUCCUGAUGCAGUCAUCAUUGGAAUGACGAAAAUUCCUGUCAUCGAAAAUCCCCAGUAUUUUGGAAUUACCAACAGUCAGCUCAAGCCAGACACCUUUGUGCAGCACAUCAAGCGCCACAAUAUCGUUCUUAAAAGAGAACUGGGAGAAGGAGCCUUUGGGAAAGUCUUUCUGGCGGAAUGCUAUAACCUCUGUCCUGAGCAGGACAAGAUCUUGGUGGCAGUGAAGACGCUGAAGGAUGCCAGUGACAAUGCCCGCAAGGACUUCCACCGCGAGGCAGAGCUGCUAACUAACCUGCAACACGAGCACAUUGUCAAGUUCUACGGCGUCUGUGUCGAGGGCGAUCCGCUCAUCAUGGUCUUUGAGUAUAUGAAGCACGGAGAUCUUAACAAAUUCCUCAGGUAA